This is a messenger RNA of Sorex fumeus (smoky shrew), 3189 nucleotides long. It is a transcript of the gene CELF4, whose product is annotated as CUGBP Elav-like family member 4. Gene Ontology annotation, biological process: mRNA splice site recognition; regulation of alternative mRNA splicing, via spliceosome. Gene Ontology annotation, cellular component: ribonucleoprotein complex; nucleus; cytoplasm. The record is from RefSeq and is a predicted model, not a curated record. NCBI's taxonomy places the organism in Eukaryota, Metazoa, Chordata, Mammalia, Eulipotyphla, Soricidae. Gene Ontology annotation, molecular function: mRNA binding. The transcript has 15 exons. The coding region runs from base 309 to 2039 and encodes 576 amino acids.
CGAGCGAGCGAGCAAGAGAGAGAGAAAGAGAGAGAGAGGGAGAGGGAGAGAGGAGAGGGUGGGAGAGAGAGAGGGGGGAGAGCAGAGAGAGAGCGCGCGAGCGCGGCGAGCGAGCGAGCGAGAGAAGAGAAAGAGAGAGAGAGCGAGCGAGCGAGCAGAGAGCGAGAGGAGAGCGAGGUGUAGAGAAACCGAGGGGGAGAGAGAGAGAGCCCGAGUGUGCGUAUGCGUGUGCGUGUGUGAGCCAGAGCGAGCGAGGGAGAGGGAGAGUGCGAGCGAGAAAGAAUAAAAGGAAAGAAGAUUUUUUCUCUAUGUAUAUAAAGAUGGCCACGUUAGCAAACGGACAGGCUGACAACGCAAGCCUCAGUACCAACGGGCUCGGCGGCAGCCCGGGCAGCGCCGGGCACAUGAACGGAUUAAGCCACAGCCCGGGGAACCCGUCGACCAUUCCCAUGAAGGACCACGAUGCCAUCAAGCUGUUCAUUGGGCAGAUCCCCCGCAACCUGGAUGAGAAGGACCUCAAGCCCCUCUUCGAGGAGUUCGGCAAGAUCUACGAGCUCACGGUUCUGAAGGACAGGUUCACAGGCAUGCACAAAGGCUGCGCCUUCCUCACCUACUGCGAGCGUGAGUCAGCGCUGAAGGCCCAGAGCGCGCUGCACGAGCAGAAGACGCUGCCCGGGAUGAACCGGCCUAUCCAGGUGAAGCCAGCGGACAGCGAGAGCCGAGGAGGUAGUAGCUGCCUGCGCCAGCCCCCUUCACAAGAUAGAAAACUCUUCGUGGGCAUGCUCAACAAGCAGCAGUCUGAGGACGACGUGCGCCGCCUCUUCGAAGCCUUUGGAAACAUCGAGGAGUGCACCAUCCUGCGUGGGCCCGACGGCAACAGCAAGGGGUGCGCCUUUGUGAAGUACUCCUCCCACGCCGAGGCGCAAGCCGCUAUCAACGCUUUGCACGGCAGCCAGACCAUGCCGCUGUCGGGGCUGCAGGGAGCUUCAUCAAGUCUGGUGGUCAAGUUCGCCGACACUGACAAGGAGCGCACCAUGCGGCGAAUGCAGCAGAUGGCCGGCCAGAUGGGCAUGUUCAACCCCAUGGCCAUCCCCUUUGGGGCCUAUGGAGCCUACGCACAGGCACUGAUGCAGCAGCAAGCGGCACUCAUGGCGUCGGUCGCGCAGGGCGGCUACCUGAACCCCAUGGCUGCCUUCGCCGCCGCCCAGAUGCAGCAGAUGGCAGCCCUCAACAUGAACGGCCUGGCGGCGGCACCCAUGACCCCAACCUCAGGUGGCAGCACCCCUCCGGGCAUCACUGCACCAGCCGUGCCUAGCAUCCCGUCCCCCAUUGGGGUGAACGGCUUCACUGGCCUCCCCCCGCAGGCCAACGGGCAACCUGCCGCAGAAGCUGUGUUUGCCAAUGGCAUCCACCCCUACCCAGCGCAGAGCCCCACCGCGGCGGACCCCCUGCAGCAGGCCUACGCUGGAGUGCAGCAGUAUGCAGGUCCCGCCGCCUACCCUGCUGCCUAUGGUCAGAUAAGCCAGGCCUUCCCUCAGCCGCCUCCAAUGAUCCCCCAGCAACAGAGAGAAGGGCCCGAGGGCUGUAACCUGUUCAUCUACCAUCUGCCCCAGGAGUUUGGGGACGCUGAGCUGAUGCAGAUGUUCCUCCCUUUCGGUAAUGUCAUCUCCUCGAAAGUGUUUGUGGAUCGGGCGACUAACCAAAGUAGAUGCUUUGGCCACCAGAGUCACCUUGGUGAGGAGUCAGAAAGAGGAAGCCGGUCCUCAGGAAGGCUCAGCCCCAACUCAGCUGCGAAACAAGCUGCCCUGCAGAGCAGGCUUCGUGAGCUUCGACAACCCGGCCAGCGCGCAGACCGCCAUCCAGGCCAUGAACGGCUUCCAGAUCGGCAUGAAGAGGCUCAAGGUGCAGCUGAAGCGGCCCAAAGACGCCAAUCGCCCGUACUGAGCGCCGGGGGCGUCCCCCGGGGGAGACCAGGACUCACACAGGGCCAGUCAAAUCCACCACAGUCUCGCGCUGAGCUAGGAAUAAAGUUCACGUAAUCACAUGAGAGUGGAGAAAACAGUCCCCCCAUCCGGCAGGAUGCUGAAUGGGCUACAUUAAAAAAAAUCAAACCUCUCUCUCUCUCUAUUUAUAAAUGAGAACUGUUGGAUGACACCUUUGACAUAUCAGCCAAUAUCAAUCAAGCUGAAGACUCCAGACACUCUCUGUGACUGUAACAUUUCUUGAAGGAAAGUAUAGCGUCUGCGGAGUUCAGAGGGCACGUGUUUGGGGGGAAAAUACAUAUGACAUAAAGAAGAAGAAGAAGAAGAAGAAGAUGAUGAUGAUGAUGAUGAUGAUGAUGAUGAAGAAGAAAAAUGAGAAAAACAAAACAAAACAACACACAAAAGGCAACUUUUAAACAAAAUAACUUGCAACCAGAUGGGGAGGCUGACGGACUGGGAGCUGGGAAGAGACGCUGCUUACCGAUCCCCGGGGCUCUGCAGCCCAUGGGCGCCUGCGGCAGGCUGGGGCAAGCGGUGUGAUGGGGCCUGGUCCCCAGGGGGCGGCUGGGAGGCCGCCGGGAGCAUCUCUAUCUGUCAUUCCUUUAGCUAUUUAGGGACCAAAGGACCAAACUUUUUAUUGCAGAUGUGUAGCUCUAUGUCAAAUAGAGGGGGGACGGAGGAGAACCUCCUUCCUGCCUUAUGGCUGUUCCUGGAACAGCUUAGAGCGAUUCUAUGAAAAUAAAAUGUAAUUAAAAAAAUUAAAAAAAAACAAAAAAAUACAAAAACGAAAAAAGGGAAAAAAAAUAAUGCUUCAAUGCUUUUAAAACAGCAAGAUAAUAGUUCUUUGAUACUUUGAGAGGCGCUUUGAUUACCCUCACUCAAGUCUAUGACACUUUCCUAUGGUUUUCUGUAUUAUAUGUCUGGAUGGAGCUGUUGGAUGAACAAAUUGGUGGAUAUUUGGGGAAAGCAACAAAAAUAUUAAAACUCACUAACCGUGAAGUGGGAGGAAAACAGGAGGGGAACAAAAGGACUUAUGAGGCAAGAUAAUUGUUGUGAAAAGUCUGUAAAUGCUUCUCUUUCCCCCUCUUAAAAUCAUAAUAGUUGUACAGAAUUUUAAAAAGGAAAAGUUUAAAAUACCUAUAUCAUAGAAGAAAAAUUAGAGGAAAGCAAAAAAUAAAAAAAUAAAAAAUAAAAAGGAAAAAAAAAA